Messenger RNA from Colias croceus (clouded yellow), 2578 nucleotides. Its product is annotated as homeobox protein BarH-like 1b. The record is from RefSeq and is a predicted model, not a curated record. Lineage: Eukaryota; Metazoa; Arthropoda; Insecta; Lepidoptera; Pieridae. Gene Ontology annotation, molecular function: DNA binding; DNA-binding transcription factor activity, RNA polymerase II-specific. Gene Ontology annotation, biological process: regulation of DNA-templated transcription. The transcript is spliced from 2 exons. The coding region runs from base 59 to 967 and encodes 302 amino acids.
GUCAACUGUGCUCGCUCGUACCAUUUGUGACUGUUGUGUGAUGGAUGUGAAUUGAACUAUGGAGGAGGAGUCGAUGUCAGGGCAUAGCUGUUCCGAAGACGACAUCAGCGUCGGGCGACCUUCGCCGGCGCCCUCGCGAUCGCCAUCGCCGCAAGAUUACUUUAGACCGUUGAAGAGAUUGAAGAUGGCUUCGGAGCCGGUGGAGGAGCGUCGUGGUGAGGGAGUGAAGAGUUUUUCAAUACUGGACAUUUUAUCGCAUAGUCCGAGAACGCCUCCGCGUAUAGUACGGCCCUGGGAUGCGUCGGGUUUCGAGAGAUUGCAGCGGUUGCAGCGCUUGGCUGGAGCGGCUCUACUGGACGGGGAGCGCUGGAGGCUCGCUGCAUUGGGGUUAUUAAGGCCAAGAGAAAUGGCUCCAACGGAGUGCUGUGAUUCAGCGUCCGAAAGGUCAUCGUCAGCGUCAGACUGUUGUUCGGAGCCGAGACGCGCGCCGCAAGGGACAGCUCCUCAUACGCCGUUGGACGCGCUCUUCCACAUGACAAGCAAAACCUUUGAAGCCAAUAGUGCUGACAGUGGAGAUGGUCAGUCAAAUCACCUCAACCUGUUCAACUCGCGGCCACAACCGAAGAAGAAAAGAAAGUCCAGAACGGCGUUCACAAACCACCAGAUCUUUGAGCUUGAAAAGAGAUUCCUCUACCAGAAGUAUCUCUCUCCAGCCGACAGAGACGAGAUCGCUAGCUCCCUCGGCCUCUCAAACGCUCAAGUCAUCACAUGGUUUCAAAACCGACGAGCAAAAUUGAAACGCGACAUGGAAGAACUAAAAAAAGACGUAGAAAGCGCCAAGGUGCUCUCCGCACACAAGAGUUUCCUUGAAAAUGUCACAGACUUGGGCAUCUUGAAGAAGAAAGCUAUGAGCAUAGGCGCAAGUGAGGAGGCAGCUACGAAUUUAGUCGUGAACGCGGGAAAAUGAAACGAGUCGGCGCGAUCCGUCGCGCCUGACGUCUACGAUAGACGUCUACUCGAUUUUUAAGACAAUUCGAAUAAUCGAACAGUGCUUUUCGUUAUAUUUAAAUCGAUUAUAAUCGAUAGAACUUGAGUGCUUCGAACUAGUGGUAUCGAUGUUUUUAUUUAAUCUGUAAAUAUUUAGAGCGCUGUACAAAUAAGUAUAAAAUAAAUGUGAUAGUUGAUUAUUUAAGUACUUAAUUAGAGAGAUACUUAAUUUAUUUAUUAUAUCAUCUGGCAUCAAGGAUUAUGCAAUAUCAAACAAAUUCCCUAUGUUAUCUAAUAUUAUAUCAAUUUAAAAUAAUAAUAUCCCGAAUGUAUGUGAUAAAAAAAGCUUUCUUGGUUUCAUUGAUGUUUCUCUACUUACUGCAGAUGAAAAAAAAUCAAGAAGUUACCAUUUACAUAUACAUUGUUAUUAGCAUAUAGGUGCCUAUAAGUAUUAUUGCAUUGUGCUUAUUAUAAACAAUUCUGUAUAUUAAGAAAAUAACAAAAAUAUGUUUCUUUAUUUUCCUUAUCAUGUAGAUGUUACAAAUGCAUUCGGGAUAUUAUUACCAUUUGUGCAAUAACCAAGUUUCUUUUAUGCCAGAGAUAAUUAACAUAUUUCUUGUAAAUAGUAUUAUGUACAGAGUAGAAAUAGAUUUUGAAUAGAUAUAAGUUAUUAUAAACGGUUGUAGUACAUUCGUGAUUAUUAUAAAUUUAAAUAAAUGAAUUUAUUUGAUUGUCAUAAUAUAUAACAGAAUAAUGGUAGGAACAAUUAAUAAUGUAUGAUAUAUUAUUGUAUUAAAAUUUUAUUUUAAAUGAAAAGAAAAUUAUUUGCUUAGACAUUUACUUAUCAAAUAGAUAUGUAGAGACAAUGGAACGAUUAAUUUAAAUACUAUUCUAUACUUCUUUAAAAUAAUUAAAUCGAUUGUUUGUGUUUAUUUAUUUAAUAUUUUGUUUAUUUUUUGUUAAAGACGUAAAUAUGGUUAAUUUCACACAUAUGAUGACGACAAAUAAGAUUUUGUUUAUAUUAUUCUAACGGUGUAUUUACAUCAAACGAGCGAAUGCCCAUUCUAACCUCACUAUGUCAAAUUAUGUUAGUGUAGGUAAACAGGCGUAGAGCAUUAUUUCGUUGUUCUAAGUACGUUCGAAAAGAUUCUAUGCAAUGUUCUGAUACUUAACAACACUGAAUUCGAGUUUUCAUGCUCUUGCUCUAGCUCUAGCUCUAUGUUCGUUGAUGUAAAUGCACCGUUAUUGUUCCGAGAAUUUGUUCCAUUCUUUGUCUAUUUGAUAAAUAAAUAAAACAAUUAUCAAUUUGUAAAUAAAAUUUAGUAAAUCACUUGAAUUCUGUAAAAAUUGACGUAGAAGAAUUUAUUUUUAAUAAUUUUAUAGAGCUGAUAUGAAAUUUAUUUAAUGUAAUAAAUAUAAUUGCAAGUUUUGUUUGUGCAUAAUAAUUCUGUUAUAAUGUACCUAAUUGAAUAUAAAUGUUAGAUAAUCAGUUUAAAUAAUUAAAAUUGACUUAAUCUUGUUCCUACUAUAGUUACAUCGCACAUGUGUGCAACGCUAUUUGUAUAUUGUUCUGUGUAAAUAAAAUGUAUGU